Molecule: messenger RNA, 1248 nt
Organism: Eremothecium gossypii ATCC 10895
Lineage: Eukaryota; Fungi; Ascomycota; Saccharomycetes; Saccharomycetales; Saccharomycetaceae
Gene: ASH1
Product: DNA-binding transcription repressor ASH1
Exons: 1
Coding region: 1-1248 (415 amino acids)
Biological process (GO): regulation of DNA-templated transcription
Molecular function (GO): sequence-specific DNA binding; zinc ion binding
Source: RefSeq, marked provisional
AUGGCACGGAUCGUACCUGCCGGGCAACCAGUCGCAUCUGCGGGAUCAGAACUCCGGAGAAAAUGGUCGCUGGGCGAUCUGAUGCUGCCGUCGCUGCAGGCCGCGCGGCGGCCUGCGCUGGCGCAGGAGUCGCCGUACUUCUUCGAUGUGCGCGGGCGCGCCGCCAGCGCGCCGUCGUCGCCGCAGAAUGCGACCGUGCUGACUCCGACAACGUCGCCGCGGGUGCAGUCGCUGCAGUCAUCGCCACAGGUGAGUCUGCCGCCGCUGAGACAUCUGCGCCUGCUGCCGAAUCCAGAUCGGCAGCAGCACGCGCCCGCGUACCCGGACACAUGCGAGCACACGCACCGCUGGCGCCACGAUCUGGUGCGCUGGUGUGCCGAGGCGAAGCGUGAACAUUUCAAGCACAUCGAGGCGGAGAUGGCGCAGUUGGACGUGCGCAGCUUCCCGGGCCUGCACAUGCUGGCGAACGCGGCGUAUGUGUCGUCGAUUGUGUCGCCGAGAGACCACUUUUUCCAGCUGGCAGACAGCUCUGCAUCGGAGUGGAUAGUCAUGACGCCGCCCGUGAGCCCGCGGGAAGAGGGCCAGCAGCCCGCCUCGCCGGGCCUGUUCACGCACGCUGUGAGCGAGAAGCUUGUGCAGACCAUCCGGCGCAAGAGGCUGUCCGCCUCCUCCCACAAGAAGUCGAACAGUUUCCAGGCGCGCGAAAUGAAGAAACUACUAGACUCCCGCAGCAAUCUCGCCCCCUCGGGUGCAGGAAAGAUCUCCAAGAAAUUGCCCGCUGCCCCCGUGCAGCAACUGAUGGCAACCAUAAACCUGGGCUGUUCUCAGCAGCCAGAGUGCUGCGAGCCGCCCAACCUCACGCCACAGCGGCCCGCGGCAGAUCUGCAUCCAACCCGGAGCAUUCCUUGCCAUCAGUUGGCACAGCUGGUGCGCACGCCGAUGGGACCACGUACCCCUUCGCGCCGCGCCUCCAUGCGCAGAUGCCUCUCUUGUCACUGUACGGAGUCGCCGUGCUGGCGGCCGUCAUGGUCCGACCGCAGGCAGGACCAGCUAUGCAACUCUUGCGGGCUACGCUACAAAAAAACCCACACGCGUUGCCUCAAUUCGGCCUGUCGCCGGAUUCCCAGUAAGGGUGAGCUCGCACAGAUGAAGACAAACCCGAUUGUCUCGGAAAUCCUCGAAAACGGUCUUCGUGUAGAGGGCCUCCGUUGUCUGUUCUGCAACUGCGUCGUCGAGACGCGCGAUUAA